Pedinophyceae sp. YPF-701 is the source of this 1590-nucleotide messenger RNA. Lineage: Eukaryota; Viridiplantae; Chlorophyta; Pedinophyceae. The record is from the annotation of a GenBank genome assembly.
AUGUUCGACCAGGGUCUGGCGACCACGACCACGCACGAUCAGAGGGAGCUGGAGAGGAGAAUCGAAGAGAUAUACACGGAUCUCCUGCACGACCAGGAGGCAGCCGCAGCUGCCAUCAACUUGCGGCGAGAUGCCCACGCGACGUUCUGCGGCAACGCGAUCGCCAAGCCCCUCCGUGCGGGCUUCAUCGCGCUAGACGCUUCGCGGACAUGGAUCGCGUACUGGAACAUUCACUCCCUCGCCCUCCUGGGGCGGCCCCUGCCACCUCCGCCCAAGUCCGCCGGGCCCGAACGCGUCGCACAGGGCCCCACAGCCACCCGCGAAGCGCUCAUCUCCUUCCUGGCGUCUUGCCAGAGCCCGCGCGGCGGGUUCGGAGGCGGGCCGGGGCAGCUGCCGCACCUCGCGACCACGUACGCUGCCAUUGCAGCCUUGGUCGAGCUCGGCGGCGAUGACGCCCUCGCCGUACCGGACCGCGGAGCCCUGUGGGAGAUGCUCCUUCGGCACUGCGUUCCGCCAGAGGAAGGCGGCGGCAUGCGGGUCACGGAGGGCGGAGAGGUUGACAUUCGAGGAUCCUAUACUGCCGUUGCAUCGGCAUACAUGGUUGGACUCGACGUCGCAGAGCUCGACCGACGCGCGGGGAUCGUCGACUACGUCCGGCGCUGCCAGACGCACGAGGGCGGCCUGGGCGGCGAGCCUGGCAACGAGGCCCACGGUGGGUACACGUACUGCGGCGUUGCGUGCCUGAAGCUCCUCGGGAGGCUCGAUGCAAUCGACACGAGCGCGGCGGCCAGGUGGGCGUCCGUCCAGUGCCAGGGCAGCACGGAGGGCGGCUUCCGGGGCCGCACGGACAAGCUGGUCGACAGCUGCUACGCGUUCUGGCAGGCGGCUGCUCUGCCGAUCCUGCGCGACGCGGGCGUGGGGGGAUGCGCGGCGGUGAACGCGGCAGCGUCCGGGACUGGCGGGGCGGCGGAGGCGUGGCGCGCGGUGGCGGAUGAGGUGCAGAGUGCGGACCUGGCCCCGCGGAGUCUGAAGGAGCAGGCCGUCGGGCUGUCGGAGGCUGCAGCGGCUCAGGAGGUAGAAACCGUGCAGUCGAACACCGCUGAAGUGCGCACCACCGACGAUGAGGCCAUCGCGGCGUUCCUGCGCGCCGGACAAGCCCAGAAGGCAGCCGAGCUUGCCCUCGACGACGUCGCCACCGCCAGCAGCGCCGCGCCGGCCGUCUUCAGAGAGAUCCUCGGCACACAGCCUGCCAGCGGCGCACCGCAGGACGCGCCCGCGACGCCGGAACGCGCGUUGUUCGACGCGCUGUGUCUGCAGGGGUGGGUGCUCGCGUGCGGGCAGCCCGACAGCGGCGGGGGCCUGCGGGACAAGCCCGGGAAGUCCGUCGAUCACUAUCACACGUGUUACGCGCUCAGCGGGCUCUCUGUCGCGCAGCACUGCGCCAGGGCGGGGCUGCAGGGCGAGGCGGCGGACGCGGUGCUUCUGGGCGGGCCUGGGAACCUGCUGCGCGCCACGGAUCCCGCGACGAACGUCGUGACCGACAACUUGAGAGCUGCGUUGAGGUACUAUGGCGAACGAGGGGGCGUGUGA